Cinclus cinclus is the source of this 597-nucleotide messenger RNA. RefSeq names its product neuropeptide W (gene NPW). Gene Ontology annotation, biological process: feeding behavior; G protein-coupled receptor signaling pathway. The coding region runs from base 1 to 597 and encodes 198 amino acids. The transcript has 3 exons. Gene Ontology annotation, molecular function: G protein-coupled receptor binding. The record is from RefSeq and is a predicted model, not a curated record. NCBI's taxonomy places the organism in Eukaryota, Metazoa, Chordata, Aves, Passeriformes, Cinclidae.
AUGGCGAGGGGGCAGCUGUCGGGGGGCACCUGGGGAACCCUGGUUCUGCUGGGGCUGAUGCUGCCGGCCGCCCCGGCGGGCGCCUGGUACAAGCACGUCGCCAGCCCCCGGUACCACACGGUGGGGCGAGCUUCGGGGCUGCUGAUGGGGGUCCGCCGCUCUCCUUACCUCUGGCGACGGGAGCUGGCGGCCGAACCCCCCCGGCAUCCCGGGACCCCCUCCGGGGAUAGCCCUUCGCCCCCGGGCCGUCCCACCGGGGACAACCCCCCGGCUGCCGCCCCGGCCCCGCCGCCGCCCGGUCCCGGUCGCCUCCUGCAGCGCCUGCUCCGGCGGGGCUGGGGCUGGGGCGGACCCCGCCCGGCUCCUGCCCGACCCCCGCCCGGCCCCCGCCAGCCUCAGGCUGAUCCUGAGGGAGAUCCCACAUUCACCUUGAUCUUCCUCGUCACAUCCCCUUGGAUCCCAGGGAUGAGGCUGCUGGUGGUGGAUGUCCGUCCCCAAGGCUGCCUUGGCACUCUGUGGCUCCAGAAGGGGCUGGUGACGCCCAGGUUGCCCGGGCAGUGCCAGCGGAUGCGUUUUGGCCAAGGCCAAGGCGAGUGA